UUAGAAGUCGCAAGCUAUCGGAACAAUCAGACAUAUUUCGCAAUGAUUUAAGAACAGACAACGUUCAUGUGUUAUAGAUAUUUAUUAACAGCAAGACUUUCUACACAUAGACAAUACGCAUUGUAUAUUUUCUUUUCGAUCAUACAAUUGGAAGGCGGAAAAGAAAAAAUACUUCAGGCGGGUAAGAAAAGUGGGAUCAAUUCUAUUACUUUAACAUAGUUUUAUAUUUGUUGUCGACGAGUAAAAGAAUGAAUUUAGGAACAGUAUGCGUUCUUUUUGCGACGUUAUCGUGCGUAAAUGUAUUAAACUUCGAAAAAAAUAAAUCUCCAAUGGAAGUCAAACCAGAAAAUUAUACGGACAGCGUGCUUAUUGAAUACGAUGGAACUAUUGAAGAGGCUCAAGAGUUUGGAAAACAAAACAAUCUGCAGUUCAUGCGACAAGUUGUGCGUAGUUUCUACGAGUUCAGAGUGGUUGGUGCAAAGCAGAGGUCUACUUCCCCUGUGAACAUUGAUUUAAAGAGACUUACAGAACGCGACAAUAAGGUGAAGGGUUUGGAGCAGCAGAAAGUCCGGUUUAUGCGGAAAAAAAACGUUCUCCGUGACAAAAUAUUCAGUAAUCGAACAGACGUGAAUCAUCAACGAUUUCGAAGAGCUAUCACUGUCAGCGAUGCUCAGUGGUCAAAUCAAUGGCAUUUACAAACUAGCCAACACCCAUCUAUGGGGGUUCAAAACGCUUGGAACAAAGGGUUCAACGGAAGUGGUAUUACAAUGGCGAUAGUGGACGAUGGUAUCGAUACUUCUCACAGCGACGUCAAUUAUGAUGCAACCCUUAGUUACAACUUCAAUCACAACAUCGCUGACCCAAACCACGUUCUCGCAGGAGACGGACAUGGGACAAGUUGCGCCGGUGUCGCAGCCGCAUUGAAGAACACAGAAUGCGUUAUUGGAACAGCAUUCGAGGCCAAAAUAGCUGGGCCGAGGCGGCAAGGGUGCCAUUUAUGUUUGGGCUUCUGGGAAUGGCGGUUAUGUUGACGAUUGUCAGGCGGAUGGAUACACGAUCAGCAUAUACACUAUUGCCAUUGCAGCCGUGUCAAAAUCCGGUGCGCCUACGUC
Molecule: messenger RNA, 1112 nt
Organism: Dreissena polymorpha
Lineage: Eukaryota; Metazoa; Mollusca; Bivalvia; Myida; Dreissenidae
Exons: 7
Coding region: 249-1031 (260 amino acids)
Biological process (GO): protein processing
Cellular component (GO): Golgi membrane; trans-Golgi network
Molecular function (GO): serine-type endopeptidase activity
Source: RefSeq, a predicted model, not a curated record